AUGCUCCUUGCAUCAGAUUUGUACACAGAGAUGCUUUCCAAGGGUAUUGUGCCUGAUGCCAUCACAUAUACUGUUUUGGUACAUGGUCUCUGUAACAAAGGACAGAUAGAGAAUGCGCGCAAGGUUUUGAAAGAGAUGGAUGGAAAGAAUAUGGCUCCUAGUGUUCUUAUUUACAAUACAUUGAUUGCUGGAUACUUCAGUGAGGGGAAUUUGCAAGAGGCCUUUAGAUUGCAUGAUGAGAUGCUUGACAGAGGACUUGUUUUCAGUCACUGA
This is a messenger RNA of Ilex paraguariensis (yerba mate), 273 nucleotides long. NCBI's taxonomy places the organism in Eukaryota, Viridiplantae, Streptophyta, Magnoliopsida, Aquifoliales, Aquifoliaceae. The record is from the annotation of a GenBank genome assembly.